Messenger RNA from Galleria mellonella (greater wax moth), 5133 nucleotides. RefSeq lists its product as uncharacterized. The record is from RefSeq and is a predicted model, not a curated record. The transcript has 12 exons. Lineage: Eukaryota; Metazoa; Arthropoda; Insecta; Lepidoptera; Pyralidae. The coding region runs from base 527 to 4012 and encodes 1161 amino acids.
CCAUUGCUUCACUGUGUGAAUGGAAAAUGCCCAUAAUAAGGCAAACGGACGUAGUACAAUCCACCUGCAUACAAUAGCUUAGUAGUGAGCGAAUCCCAGCAUCAGACGCGCGGCCUCCUUCAGUGAAAUAUUUUUGAAAAAUGAACUACAGUUUUUUAUGUAAAUAAAUUCGACGCAGUUUACAUAAUAUUUUUGGUGGUGAUAUAAGUGUUAAAACUAGUGACCGUGAUUAUUGUAUCGAAGUUGUUAUUAUCGAUAUAAAAAUAACGAUUAAGUGAUUAUUUAUUUUGGAUUCUCGUAAAACCAAUGAUCGAUAAUAACUUAGAAAUGUGCGUGAAACAUUAGCGUGUGUAACGGUUAUGUUUGAGACCUUGUGAAAAAUGUUUCAUUUAAUGUGUAGAUAUUUUAAGUGUUAAUAAUGUGUAAAUACUAUGCAUUUGGAUUGUACAGAGAUAAAGAAUCUAUGGAACUAGUAGUUAGUGUAAAUGUUUAAUAGUUUUUAUUAGUUAUUAUUUUAUGAACUCACAUGGUGACAGUAUUUACGUUGAGUGACCAUGGCGCCAUCAAGCGGCGGCCGCGAGUAUUAUUACAUUACAUGUCAGAGACCUCCGAACACGAUAAACUGGCUUUAAAUAGUUAUAGCUACUUGGCCGAGCCGGGAGACACAAUAGCCACAACCAAAGAAGAGGAAUGGGUGACCCGCAAGAAGAGUGAAGUGACGACAACGCGACAAAUCGCGACGAGAGUUAAACGCGAGCUUCUGUUGGAGGACGGUCGCAUUCUUAGCGACACUGGACCGAAGAUAUCUACCUCUGUUAAUGAAGACACUCACACUACAAAUUACCAACAAACAGAACACCGUGUACCUGAUGAAGAUAAAGGAGCUCAGGCACAUACAGAUGAAGUCGAUGGCCCUGUUGGAGCAUUGCCAGGGGGGGUGGUGGGAGGCGAGAUGGCGCCAGUUGGAGUCAAAGUCUUGACGACUUCGUGUGUAGUUGCCAACCCUGAAGGCAAGGUACGGGAGAGUUUUGACCGAAGAGUUCUGACCAAGAAUGUGACAGAGCGAGUCCGCGAGACCGAAGAGAGGUUCCACAGAGGUGACACUACUCAUGAGGCUCUCAUCACAGCCGUAAAUGAGACCCCCGAGGAAGAUAUCCGAGAUGCCUUGAGGGUUCAGACUGAGCAGCAACUGGCGUUGGUACCACGAGGUCCAACAGUGGUCAGAGACACUGUCGCUUAUAACACUACCAUCAAUACAGAUGACACGGAGGAACUGCGAGCGUUGCGACCGGAUGGGACGAUCGUGACUGAGACUCGACACACGAAAGAACAAGAACGACUUUGCGACGAAGAGUUGUCAAAAGACGAGGCGAAGUCGCUGGCAAGUGACAAAAGUUUUGUAGAAGAGACGGGCGGUACCGAGCGAAGAAAGCGGGUGGAUCUUGAACGGAGCACAGAUCUCAUGGCGGGUGGCUUGCGCGUCGCUACACAGCUCCACUCCCGUACACGCACUGAAGAAGCCGAGAGAGAAGGAAGACCAAAUAUGGAUGAUGAUUGGGACAGUCUCUCAGUUCGUAUGCGACGACAGCGCCGUCUUCGUCACAACGAGCACGAUAAAGAAUACACGAAACGACCGCUCGACUUCGACAUAGAAGAAGAGACGCGCAAAAAGGAAACAUCUAAGUGGCUUGAGAGUCACUUUGGCAGCGAAUCCCGUUCAUCCCACGAUUCCAUCGCUGAAGAGAUUGGACGACGACCUGAACCCGUUUUCUAUGCCAAAAAUAAAGCAGCAGAGGACGAAGGAUACUACGGAAAGACGUCGUCUGGACCACCACCACCGGCUUACGGAGAUCGAGUACUUCGCAAAACAAAGUCCUCUACACCUUCUGAUGAACGGACAGUUCCCCCAGUGAAUAGAACUGGAGGUUAUUUUAAAGGUGUUGCCGAUUGGUCACAGCGACGUGCUAGUAAGCCUAGAAUGCCUGAGCCACGUAGCUCUUCUCCCUCACCACCGACUGUUCGUUCACCAUAUGCUAGCGAUGAUCGGUUAAACGGUUCAUCACCCCGACACGUGUAUGGGAAACGUGAAUCGCCUCAAGGAAGAUCGUCGCCUAUCGGACGGCGUCAUCCGCCUUCGCGAGACGACUCCGCCUACGUAUCCUCAUCAACUAUGCAUAGUCCACCGCGUGGUUCGCCGUUUCGCCCUUUGGAAACAGACCGUUCCUUCCGGGAACCGUCUGUAGAUGACGAUUAUCGUCCUGUGGCACCCGAAAGAAAACGACACACCAAACAGAGGCUCUCUGAGGAACACCGUUACGACAGUGGUUACAGAAGCUCAUCUCGUAAUGAGAACUCGGGGCGGUCAGGUGAUAGUCGUGAUGAAGGAACUGCGGAACCACCUCCAGAUUAUUCUCCUCCAAGAGAUCGCCGCAGCAGUUCCGACCGUGAUCGGACACCACCGCGUCGUCGCGAUCGCGAGGAACGUAAACAAAAUCAAAAGACCCGUUUCGCCGAUAGUGGUCGACGACCGUCUCCAGUUCGAAAAUCUGUUGGUUCCGCGAUUGGGAAUUCUAUUAGGAAGUUAGUUGGUAAAAUUCGGUCAGCAUCGGCGGAACGCAAAGCAAGGUGGCGUAAUUCGCGCACGCCGUCGCCGGAGCAUUCGUCGCGUACGUACAAACAGUACGGUGGUGAGUUGGCGCCACCGGUUGCGCCUCCACACCGCUACUACCUCGGAGAGGACCCCUUCGCGCCCAGCAUUUACGGCCGAGAACAUAAGUACGAGGGCAGUUCGCGACGCACUGCCACUGUUGACGCUCGUGAUCACAGAGACCGGGGCCAAUCUUCAAAUACGCUAGGUCGAUUCAGUCACUCAACGAGUAGACUAAACCCGAACAGCGAACCUGAAGAGGAUUAUACAAGAAGCGCACAGACAUUGCCACGAAAAUUGCACGACCGCAAGGAGAAACCCACCGAGAAGCCAAGUUCAAACAAGUAUUGGCAUAGACUGACUCCCAAUAAACGGUCCAACAGUGCUGUAAACGUAUCCAACAAUAUAUCAACAUCACCGGACGGAAAAAUAAACGGAUACCCGCCUGGUCCAGCAAAGCCAGCGCGCACUUAUAAGGCUCUUAAUAGAAGCAAGAGUUUUGCUAUGGGAGCUCCAGAACAAGAAACUCAUCCACGUUACGUAUCCGGUAUAAACCGUAACUAUUCCACUAUGUACAAAUCUAACCCCCAUCUAAGUAGACUCGAUGAAACACCAGAACAGUUAAAAAGUCCAGGAAUCGUAUCAAUAAUAAAUCGUAGUCAACGAGACCUUGCCGAUGCUGUCUCUCGUGAAACUGAACGUCGAAAGGAUGGGUUGUUCGGAGCGAGAUAUGGAAAAACAACACCACUGUCUAAUGGACAUACGAAUGGAUUUAGCAAAUCACAUGAUAAUACCGAUAAGAAAAAGAUAUUCUUAAAAGGUCUUCGCGAACGUGCACCAGAAUUAUAUCAAACAUUACAUGCCGAUGACGAGUCAGACGGCAGUAGGCUUUCAUCUCGAUAUGGUACACCUUCGCCGCUUUAUAAAGAACGCAUUAGUGAAGAACGAAAGACUCCUUUAUACAAAACAGAUUCUUUAAACAGAGAAACGAGUCCUUUUGUUUCGCGCUUGGAAACACGAUUAAAAUCUCCAGCUCUCCGACGAGGAAGUAACAGCAGCGACAACUUCUCAGAAACAUACAGAUAUCAAACUCGCUCGGGAGACCCCGAAAGGCCAAGUAUUACUGAUACGGUUGAAACGGUAAGCAAGAAAGUAGUGCCAUCAAGAGAUGGUCGAUCAAAAGAAAUAAUUGAAUCGCGAGAAAUUAAUUCUGUUACUAAAAGCAGAGGCUACAAGGAGCCUAUUACGAAUGUUAAGUACAUCGAGAACGGUAUACGAUCACCGCUGGGUUAUGAAUUAAAAAAUGGUUAUACAGAAAGAAGGAGUAGUAAUUAUAGAGUAUCAGAGAAAAUUAGAGAUUAUUAGAAAUUAAAAUUAAAGGGCAAUAACGAAGAAACGUUUUUUUUUAAACAUUGUAUGCCAUAUUUUUUAAUACUUAAUAUAAAUAAAAGUCAAAUGCAGACUGAGCCUUAUGCUUUAGAUAUUAUAUAUCUGAAUGGUAACUGCAUAUUAAUAAUAUUCUUAUAACAAUUCGAUAAUAUGUAAGCAGCUUUUUGUUUUUAUGUAAAAAGUCAUGUAGCUUUACUAAUGUUAACCUUUAAUAUUCUAAUUCCGUCCAAUGUACGAAUUUUUAUUUAAUAUAAUUUAGGUAAGUAAUAUUAUUGACAAUUUAUUGUGAAUAGACUUAUGACACUCAUAAUAUUAUAUGAUAAUGAAAAUUUGUAAUAAACCAUUCAUAGGGAUCGAACAAAGCAUAGUAAUUGCACUAUAGUUACAAAAUGUGUUUUAAAAAAUGGCUUUGAAAAAUACGGUAAAAUUCUUGAAUUGUUUGAUUUACUAUUUAAUUGAAUUUAUAAUAUGUUAUAACCUAACGAGGUUAUCUAUUAUAUUAAUGAUUCAAGUACCAAAACUGUAUGUUAACUAAAAAUUUCCUAUCGAUUAAAAAUAUUCGGUUUUACUACAAAAAAUAUUUAUAACACUGUUUAUCUAAACAGUGUUUACCAAAAUGCUGGCUAAGUGAUUAAAUAUUGUUUAGUCAAUCUAAUAAUACCUAUUUGUAAAUUUAUAAGCCAAAAUAUAUAAAUUAUUACAAUAAAAUUUUAUUACAACAAAACAACAAUUUUUUUAUGAUAAUAGGUUUUCUUUUGUUUAGACUAAAAGAGAUAUUAGACGCGCUUUUGUAGCAAUACUUAUAAAUAUGUAUUGGACACCUGUCUAUUGCAAGUUAAUUUUUUUUGUGUGGUAAGAGGGAUUAAACCUAUUUUAAGAUUAAAGAAGUCUUCAAUCUUAGCACCUAGUGUCGUCUAAGGAUUACAGAUGCUCGUUCACCAUCUAAAUAACGUUAUUCAAUUGUUUUGUUUUUUUUUUUCUCAGUUUAAAGUAAGUUAUUAAUAUUGGUCGUAAUUUCUAUGCUUUGUUCGUUGGACAAAGGACAUAAUUAUAAUGAAAGUGUAUCAAUAAAAUUAAAUAUGUUAAUUUGCAACUAA